This is a messenger RNA of Protomyces lactucae-debilis, 801 nucleotides long. RefSeq lists its product as uncharacterized. The transcript is spliced from 3 exons. Bases 1 to 801 code for a protein of 266 amino acids. The record is from RefSeq and is a predicted model, not a curated record. NCBI's taxonomy places the organism in Eukaryota, Fungi, Ascomycota, Taphrinomycetes, Taphrinales, Protomycetaceae.
AUGUCGAGAUCUAUCGCCACCGCGCGAUCUUCGUUCGCGACCAAGCUCAUCGAUAGAUUGUCAUUGCACCUUGCGGCUCUGGGUGUCGACUUUGGUCUACGCUCGUAUUGUGUAUCUCCAGUGUCCACUGUCCAGAAGCUGGAGUCGACACUGUCAAAUCGACGCUGUCAAAUUUCAUACGCCGGGGGUGGCGUCACCGGUGUGAGACAGACUCAGACACUUUGGGAAGACGAGCUAGACGAGUAUCCUGCUUCAGGUCUACUUGAGACGAGUGUGGAAGCUGCGGCGGAUGUUACGCAACUUGCGCUAUUGCCGGAAGCGAAGGUCAGACACGGUUUGGACUUUGGAGAGUUCAGUAGGCGAUCUCAGAGCAUUUGUGAUGGAGACCCUGAGUGCCAGCCGGCCGUCCAACCCGCGACGUCCAGACCUCCUGCCAGUCUACAGACGUUGCCUGACUACGGCCCACCAGAGACUCAAUGUUCAAGGUUCUAUCUGGAGAUGUGCAAGUGGUCAACGAUACUCAAUAUCAUGCUCUUGGAUAGUGGGACGCGAGUCAUGUCAGAGUCAUGUGGAGUAGUGGACAGUCUCUGGGUGACUGAGUCCCAUAAGGUGCCUCCCAAGAUUGACGAAUGCAAAAUCGAGGUCAAAUGUCUCGUACGAGAGACUUUCUGCGUGUCUGGACUCUGUGACUCUGUAGUUGUGAAGCCGUCAGUGGCUCGUCACUCGCGUUACUGGCAACUUCUUGUACCUGUGCCGUUUGACAGACAGCCUGAGACAGAUAGACGAAUUCAGUAUCAAUAA